Molecule: messenger RNA, 912 nt
Organism: Triticum dicoccoides
Lineage: Eukaryota; Viridiplantae; Streptophyta; Magnoliopsida; Poales; Poaceae
Product: probable enoyl-CoA hydratase 1, peroxisomal
Exons: 2
Coding region: 61-750 (229 amino acids)
Cellular component (GO): peroxisome
Source: RefSeq, a predicted model, not a curated record
UCCAAGGUCGCCGUGGUGACCAUCAACCGCCCCGAUGCGCUGAACGCGCUGACGCGCUCGAUGAUGAUCUCCCUGGCCUCGGCGUUCCGGCGGCUGGACGCCGACGACGGCGUGGCCGCGGUGGUGCUCGCGGGCCGCGGCCGCUCCUUCUGCGCAGGGGUGGACCUCACGGCGGCGGAGGAGGUCUUCAAGGGCGACGUCAACGACCCCGCCGCUAACCCCGUCGCCCAGAUGGAGCUCUGCCGGAAGCCCAUCGUCGGCGCCGUCGCCGGGUUCGCCGUCACCGCGGGCUUCGAGAUCGCCCUCGCCUGCGAUCUCCUUGUCGCUGGCCGCUCCGCCAAAUUCCUCGACACCCACGCCAAGUUUGGGAUAUUUCCUUCUUGGGGUCUUUCACAGAAGCUCUCUCGUCUCAUUGGGCCAAACAGAGCACGAGAAGUGUCACUAGCUUGCAUGCCUGUCACUGCUGAAAUGGCUGAGAAGUGGGGGCUUGCUAACCACAUUGUGGAUGAUAGUCAGGUGCUGAGUAAGGCCAUAGAGGUCGCGGAGGCCAUUGCGAGGAAUAACCGCAACUUGGUGGUGCUAUACAAGUCAGUUAUAAAUGAUGGGCUUCAGCUGGACAUGAAACAUGCCCGAGCUCUUGAAAAGGUGCGAAUUUAUGAAGUGCAUGACACAAUUAUGUAUCCAUGGCUUAACUUACAGCCAAUAUUUGUUGUUUUCAUUCUAUAUGGUGCUCAAAUUAUGAAACUCUGAGGUGAUCUUGUGAAUGUUAGCAACAGUGUGUUAAUGAAAAACCAGGCAGAAUUAGACCCUUCCCUGGACCCUGCGCAAGCGGGAGCUACAUGCACCAGGUUGCCCUUUUUGGUACACUAGAAAUUUGACAGAAUAUCCAUGAAACUGCUUUACAGUCUUAAA